Molecule: messenger RNA, 1301 nt
Organism: Salvelinus namaycush (lake trout)
Lineage: Eukaryota; Metazoa; Chordata; Actinopteri; Salmoniformes; Salmonidae
Product: zinc finger protein 583-like
Exons: 1
Coding region: 187-933 (248 amino acids)
Biological process (GO): regulation of transcription by RNA polymerase II
Molecular function (GO): RNA polymerase II cis-regulatory region sequence-specific DNA binding; DNA-binding transcription factor activity
Source: RefSeq, a predicted model, not a curated record
CCGAACGCCGUCCUCAAGUCAGACACGAAGACUUUAACGGGCCUGGGGCGACUGGGCUGUCCCCCUGCUCCCUGCACAGAGUAUUUACUUUACGGUAGCUCGAGGACGGUUCUGUCCCAUCAGGACUCAGGUGACGCGUUACAGACUCACAAUGAUCCGUCCUGUUCAUAUGCUACAGAGACACCGAUGAUAUCUGGUGACUUGCCUGUGGGCUUAGAUACACAGACUAAUCCAAUGAGAGGGGACUGGAACCAGUACAGCAGUAGUGUAUACUCUGAAGGGUUCCUAGAUAAGAAAGGGGAGGGUCUGGUCGUAGAUGAGGUGACUGUGAAAGUGGAGAGCGAUGCUCCUUUGACAUGGAAUGCAGACGAGACUCACUUAGGAAAAGGACACUCGCAGGGCAACACAAGUGACUUCUUAGACUACAGGGAAAGCUUAGAGACAAAUCUAAAUGUCGCAACCAACUCCCCUUUACACCGAGUGACCAUGUUGAUGGCACCUUCCAAUUCACAAGGCAGCAUCCUUUUCGAUCAGGUAUCGAACUCAAAUGAUCAAAAGGCUAAGGAGCGGGAAGGGGCAGCAACAACGGGUGGUAAAGAGAAGCGGUUCCUCUGCAUGUUCUGUAACAAAGGCUUCAGCUGUUCCCAGAAGGUGGAAAUCCAUCAGAGGGUCCACACAGGGGUGAAACCCUUCACCUGUACCCAGUGUCACAUGCGCUUUGCCCAUGCGGGCAACCUGAAGAGGCACCAGAGGGUCCACACAGGGGUGAAACCCUUCAGCUGUACCCAGUGUCACAUGUGCUUCGCCCAGGCUGGUGACCUGAAGCGGCAUCAGAGGGUGCACACAGGGGAGAAACCCUACAGCUGUACCCAAUGUCCCAUGCGCUUCGCCCAGGCAGGUGACCUGAAAAGGCACCUGAAGGUCCAUAUGUGAGAAGACCAUUUGCCUGUACGCACUGCAGGAAGAGGUUCUCGGAAAGGAGCUACCUCAGGAUACACCAGCAGAAAAAACACUCCACUCCAUAUCUUCUGACGUUUAGAUCAAACCCUGCAUUAAAGGCAAAGAUUAAUUUUGAUUGUUGUUAACAGAAAAGAUCCGCAGAUGCAUUUGGAAUAAAGAAAGUAACCAAUUUCAGUGUUGAAUAUUCCUGAAUAGAAUAUUGCAUCCAUACAUUGUGUGAUAUUUCAGCCUAAAAAGUCUGUUACAUAUUGUUUUUGUACUGUGUAGGCUAUAUGACGUCCGCAAAUGCAUGUUUCAUUACUUCCAUCCUCAAUAAAAAAUUUCCCAAGACACUUUUAAUA